AUAUAUUAUCUAUGGCUUACAAACCGCCAGUUUUGUUUGGGUGGUGUUUUGAUUUGGUUGUAUGUUUAUCCAACCUAGUUUGCAGUCUACAAUAGUCAGUGGAGCUAGGAGUAUGUGCUAUUGAUAAGAACUGUGACUGUUACUUCAAGAUUGUAUACGACUUACAAACCACCAGUUUUGUGUGUGAUGAUUUAGUAUCUAAAAUGCUUGUCAACACGUAAAGUUUGUUUUUUGUAAUCGUACAGAGUAAUUUAAAUGGAUCCUCCACAAUAUCUAGACAGCCAAGCAUUGUUGAAAGGAGAGUAUGAGACACAAUUUUUCGGAUUUUCCUCGAGAUUUUUAUUCGUGCACCGAAAUAAAUUGGGGCUACGCUUGUUGUUUGGAACCAAAGGGCAAUUGUCUAGUGCUGAGAAACAGCUAGCACCGAUGUUUGCCAUGGUCAGUAGGAUUAUGGCUAGUGCCUAGAACUGCAGUUACAUUUAGUGCAAGGUUUGGUGCUUCUGGAAUCCAUUAGGAAUCCUGAUGUUGCUGCACUUAUCGAUGUGCAAGAUCUGGCUGGAUCUUCAUUAUUCAUGUCAGAGAUAAAUGACGGACAAUGGUGGGUUUGCAUGUCACUGGGCAGAAGGCAAAUUGAAGGACACCAUAAAUGGUAUUUUUAGUAGCCAAGCAACAAAUUUACAAGAUUGCUUGAUAAAGAAAGGGGGAUGGGAUGAAAAUGAAGCUAAAUCUGCAACUGACAUGUUGAUCCGUAAGUGUGAAUGUGCUCUUCAAGCACAUAGUGAUGAUUUGCAGAUAGCGUGUGAUUCGAAUUUUGGAAUUCCAAGUGGUGUUUUGCUACCUGAAGAUAGUGCACAGAAAGUUCAAUAUUCAAGUGAAGAAGCUGAAAAUCUUGAGAAAGAGUUAGAUUGUCUGAUGACUAGGUUAAGCAGGGCAAAGGCCAUGAAAUGCCAUUUGGCUAAUGAAUUAGAGGAAUUUGAAAAAUUGAAACCCGUAAUAGAAAAGAUGCACAAUCUGAGACUGGAGGUAUUAAAGAAUUUGGUUAAACAAGUGACGCAACAUGAACAGCAAUUGAAGAGACUAUCGAAAGUGUCAAAAUCAAUCUGUUCAGUUACCAGCAAAACAACAACGGAUAAAACAGACUUUCCUCAUAAAUUAGUGAAAGACAAAUUCCGUUGUUCCCCUCCUGAAUAGUCACGUACUAGUAUCUGAAAUUUGUUUCUGUACUGUGCUAAAUUUUUUAUCAGUGGACUCAUUAAUUUGUUUUGUAUUCAUAUUUACUUUGCUCAGCUGUUCAUUUGCCUCGUUCCUCACUAAAUCACACUUCUUGAUUAUCUCAGACUGUUAGCCGCCUUUUAACUUUUGUAUAGUGGAUUUUAAUUUUAGUAUUUUUUGAUUUGUCUGAGCCUUAUCCUGAGUCUGAGUCUUAGAAAUGUGUUCUUCCAACUUACUGGCUUAGUUGUAUUCAAUUUGAAAUUCAGGUCUGUAAUUAAGUUAUACUUUAGCAUUAGUUAUAUCCAGCUUGACAUUUACGUCAGUAAGAACAUUUUCAAACUCAAGCAUUUAAGUUACUGUUUAGUUCAGGAGGAGCAGAUAUUUCCUCUCACAAAGUUGCUACAAUUGCCAUCUCGUGUUGAAGAUGUGUGUCGUCCCUUGGCAUGGCUCACCACAUGAAAAUAAAAGUAAAAACCCCACACAACGCCUGUACCUUUACACUUGACACCAAAUUUUGUAACUCUUCAGUUGCAAUUAUCAUUUGUUGAUAAGGAGGUGUAGGGAUACUCAUCACUCCUUUGGAGUGGUAUACAGGGUGUCCUAAAAAAAAAACACUGGUAAGGUUUAGGGACAGGUCCCUUAUACAUAAGUAAGUAAAGAAGUCUAAUAAACCAUGGGCUGUAAAAUGCAUACCUUAAGAGGUAUUAGCACUUGUUCAGCUUCACUACUAUGAAAUAGAUCUCUUGUAUUGCAAGGUUUUUGCAUUCUAUAUUUUGGGAGGAGGUACUGACCAAAACAAGAAAAAAAAGGUCUAAUAAACAUGGAGUCCAAAAUGCAUACUGUAAUUGCUAGGAGCACUUGUUCAUCUUCACUUGUGUGAAAUACAUUUCUUGUACUGAACAAGUGCUCACAGCUGUUAAAGAAUGCAUUUUAGAGCCCAUGUUUACUAGCUAUUUUUCUUGUUUUGAUCAAUACUACCUCCUCACAAAAUAAGAAAGGCAAAGAGCUUGCAGCAGAAGAGAUGCGUUUCAUAGCAUCGAAGAUGAAUAAGGGCUCACAUCUCUUAUAGUUCGUGCUUUAGAGCCUGCGUUUACUAGACUUUUUUUUCUUGUUUUGGUAUACUGAGCCUGUCCCUAAAGCUUGUCAUGAUGUUGUUGU
Messenger RNA from Schistocerca cancellata (South American locust), 2370 nucleotides. Its product is annotated as protein MIS12 homolog. Lineage: Eukaryota; Metazoa; Arthropoda; Insecta; Orthoptera; Acrididae. The transcript has 5 exons. The coding region runs from base 586 to 1191 and encodes 201 amino acids. Gene Ontology annotation, cellular component: nucleus; chromosome, centromeric region. Gene Ontology annotation, biological process: mitotic cell cycle. The record is from RefSeq and is a predicted model, not a curated record.